Diuraphis noxia (Russian wheat aphid) is the source of this 921-nucleotide messenger RNA. RefSeq names its product putative nuclease HARBI1. NCBI's taxonomy places the organism in Eukaryota, Metazoa, Arthropoda, Insecta, Hemiptera, Aphididae. The record is from RefSeq and is a predicted model, not a curated record.
AUGAAUAACGAAAUAUYGGAGGAUGAGGAUUUUGUUGAACUUAUAAACUUGAUUGCGAAUGAACGAAUACCAAGAAUAAUCAGGCAGCGUCCAGAUUAUUUUCUAUGUCUUCGUGAUUUUGAGUUUGUUGAAAGGUUUCGGCCAUCAAAACAAGCAGUAUUAUAUGUACAUGAUCUAAUUCAAUCAGAAAUCAAACAUCCAACAGACAGGAACUUCGCCGUUAUAUCAAAACAAAUGGUACUAAUGACUUUGAGGUAUUUUGCGUCAGGUUCGUUUCUUGUUGUGUGUGGUGAUUUUGUGGGUGUGCAUAAAUCAACUGCUUCAAGAACUAUAACACGUGUAUCAAGWGCUAUAGCUAGACUUAGUUCAAAGUUUAUUAGGUUUCCCGAAACAGAAGAAGAAAUCUCAGUAACUAGGCAAGAGUUCUUUUCAAAAYGUAAAUUUCCAAGGUGCAUUGGUGUUAUUGAUUGCACUCAUAUUAAAAUUAGAUCACCCGGAGKGGAGGAUGCAGAAAUUUAUCGAAAUCGAAAACAAUACUUUUCUUUUAACGUCCAGGCAAUAUGUAAUUCGAAUCUUAAAUUUAUGAACAUCGUAGCAAGAUGGCAAGGCAGUGCUCACGGUUCAACAAUUUUUAACAACUUCCCAAUACGAGGAAAAUUUGAGAGGGGAGAAAUGGGUGAUAGUUUACUCAUAGGUGAUAGUGGAUAUCCUAUCAGGCCAUUUUUGUUGACAAAAUUGUCAAUUGCAUCAACACGAGCUGAACAAUUAUAUAAUAAAUCAAUAAUAAGAACGAGAAAUUUUAUUGAAAGAAGUUUUGGAGUCUAUAAGCGUAGAUUCCCAAUUUUAUCAGUUGGAAUAAAUAUCAAUGUGUCAAAAGUUGAAUCAGUCGUUGUGGCAACUGCAGUAUUACACAAUCAGUAA